Molecule: messenger RNA, 651 nt
Organism: Didymosphaeria variabile
Lineage: Eukaryota; Fungi; Ascomycota; Dothideomycetes; Pleosporales; Didymosphaeriaceae
Exons: 2
Coding region: 1-651 (216 amino acids)
Cellular component (GO): nucleus; cytoplasm
Molecular function (GO): protein binding
Source: RefSeq, a predicted model, not a curated record
AUGGUUAUUCAAGGGAAUCUGGCGAUAGUGCGGCUACUAGUAGACCAUGGAGCGGACGUUAACGCAAAGGAUAAUUAUGGAGUGACGGCGCUGAGCUAUGCAGCUUGCGACGAAAAUCACGCGUUAAUACGGCUAUUAGUAGACAUUGGAGCAGACCUUGAGGCGAAGGAAAAGAUUGGGUCGACGGUGCCACACCAGGCAACCUCAGCUUGGGAAAUGGACAAGGCAGCGGUGCAGCUACUAGUAGACCUUGGAGCAGACCUUGAGGCAACGGAUAACUAUGGGAACACAGUGCUGCACUUAGCAGUCUUAUCUAAGAAAGUGCACAAGGCAGUGGUGCAGCUACUGGUUAACCUUGGAGCAGACCUUGAGGCGAAAGACAAUGAUGGGAAUACAGUGCUGCACCGGGUAGUCUUUUCUUUAGGCCGAGACCGAGUUAAGGCAGUAGUUCAGCUGCUAAUAGAUCGUGGAGCAGACCUUGCGACAAAAAACAACAACGGGGAGACAUUGCUGCACUCGGCAAAAGCGUGUGGACAAAGUAAGGAGGUAAUACAGUUGCUAGGAGGCAUAGAAGCGGACGUUGAGGCGAAGAACAAAUAUCGGAAGAAGGUGCUCAAAACAAUGCCUUGGAACAACUGGAGACUUAAGUAA